AUGAGCCAGAGAUCGUCCAAGAGCAAGUCCAAGAGUAAGUCCAAGAAAGGCCAGAAAGAAGUGGCCAUCCUUGAGUUGCAAAAAGAGCAGUUGGAUCGACAAGUGGAGGCUCUCCAACAGACGGCUGCCAUGAUUGGUUCAUCAGGAGGAGACGCAUCGGAUGCGUCGCCCAACUCCAGUGGAUUCUUCUCGGCCGCAUGCGAAGCCGAGUCGCAGCAGAGCAAGAGCGAGUUAGGAUCGCCACGACAUUCAAAACACAAAAAGAAGUCUACUACUACCGGUAGUAGCAGAAGAGGAGAGGAAGAGAAGGAAGAGGAUGCUACAAAGAACAAGACCACUUCAUCAUCAUCCAACAAGAAAAAGAAGAAACAGAAGCAAGGAUCUGCUCAUACUACAAGCCAUACUCACAACAAGGACAAGACGAUCUCCUAUACGUUGACUCCUCCACGCAAGGAUCCAUCUGGCCAAUUGUAUUCUUCUCCUCCAAAGAAGGACGCACGCGGAUACAAGGGCGCACCACACAAUGUCAGCAAUAAUAAUAAUCAAGAUUUGACCCUCUCUCCCGGUGCCAUUCGAAAGAUCAAGAUGAAGUUGACGGAAGAGAAUAAUCCACACCACAUUGCCGCCGCAGUGGAAGAAACGCUGCUGCCCACUCUUCUGGACUUUCAACCAUCUCCCAAACAUUCAUCAAUGACAUUGAAUCGCACCAUUAUUUUGAGAGCUCCGGUCCCACCGGGUGCCGAUGAUGAUGACGACGACGAUGGUGUGAUGGAACCGUCACAUCAUCAUGAUCCCUACCAUCAUCAUCACAAGGCAAAGAGUCCAUCUUCCUCUGUGUCUGCCUCCUCUCGUAAUCAUCAUCAUCAUCAUCAUCAUCAUUCUAGUAUUCCAUCAUCUCGCCGCCAAUCGUUUACCAAGGCCGUUGCGGCGGCGGCCGUGUCCGAUGCCACUGUCAAUGGGCGACCCUUUUGCCCCAAAACCUCACGCAUCAAGGAAGCCGUGUCCGCCUUGUCGUCCGAUCGGGCUUGUUCGCAGUAUUUUCAAACCAUGGGACAAUCCUUUCGACCGGGGAGCAGUCCUACUAUUAAUAGUAGUACACCUCACGAGCCCAAUAUUUCAAAUAUGGAUGCUCCUCCACACCAGAAAGCAACCAGCUCUGCUCGAAGUAGUAACAACAACCCUGGGGCGCUGACGAACGGAUCUGCCACGGGGUCGGCGUCGGAAGCGGUCCGAGGCGUGCUCACACAAGACGAUGCCUCCAGCAAUCACGAACUGGCAUACAAGGUCGCGUUGCUAGAGGGUCUAUUUGAUGACGUUGCGCACAGUGCCACGGCCACCACUACCAAGAAUACUACUGGUGCAUCCCGCCCGAGUUCAUCUCACCAGCAAGGCAAUGGGGCAGUCGACGCCGGAGAUGCCAAAGUGUCCAUUGGCGGCAGCAGUACCAGAGGUAGGAGCCAUUCCAAGCGGAACAGCGCUCGUCAAUCAGCAGCACCUCCAACCAGAGAUAUCGAGCAAGAUCCUUUGCUCAUCCGAACCGCGGUGGCAUGCAACAGUGACGAGGAAAAGGCAUUGCUCCGUGACAACAACAACAACAACGACCAAGAAGCUCCCGACGGCUUGACCCAUGACAUUAUCUUUGCUACGAAACGAAAAUCUUCGUUUGCGAGUUUUGGGAGCAUGCCAGGCUUGUUCCGUAUCGACGAGGACAACAGUAAUGGAAGACGCCGUUGCCUGUGGCUCGUCUUUCUUGGAUUCUUCCUCAUUGUCGGCAUCACCAUGAUCUUGACCUUCACAUUGAUGUACCUUGCACAUUACAAGCAGCAGGAGACACAGGAGAGUGCCUUGAUUGGUCAUCCUACCCUGGCUCCUAGUUCCUUCCAAUACGAUGUCCUGCCGUGGUACACCCAGCGUGCCUUUGAGCAUCCAUCCAGCCCACAGUCCAGGGCGUUUUAUUGGCUCGAAAAUGAUCCCAACAGGCCUGCUCUGAAACUUGUAGAGGCUGUGCAGAGGUUUGUGUUGGCAAGUCUCUAUGUGGCAACCAAUGGCGAUGGGUGGUUCAAAUCCGGAUCAUGGUUGGAUUACCCAACGUCGGAAUGUCAGUGGUACACCCAUGAAUUUGAUUCCAUUUGUGAUGGAGUCGGGCAACUGCACACCCUCAGCUUGCCAGGCAAUUCUCUCCAAGGCCGUUUGCCCGAGGAACUGGAGCUUCUAUCUCAUUUGAACAUUGUCCAACUUCAAAACAACCAGCUGACGGGCACCCUUCCCAAGGGCAUCUGGACUUCUUGGACGCAUCUGGUCUAUCUCAAUGUCUACAACAACAAACUGGGAGGCACAAUCCCUCGUGGUGUUUCUUUCCUGGCAAUGGCUCAGCACCUGAAUACCCUUAUCCUUCGAUCCAAUCAGUUUUCAGGAUCGCUCCCUCCAGAGCUGGGCUUGCUGCAUUUGGAGUUUCUAAGUCUCUCGGCGAAUAGAUUCACUGGAAGUCUGCCUACAGAGCUAGGCCUCAUGUCCAAUGUAAGAGAGAUGUACUUGUAUGACAACCAGUUCUAUGGCACCAUUCCUUCCACCCUUGGUCAGUUGAGUAAGCUGACCCGUCUGGAACUACACAAUAAUGAGUUCAUUGGCAGUGUCCCCGACGAAAUCUGCAAGCUAGUUUCCAAAGGAAGCUUGACAAAACUCACUGUUGACUGUGAACAAGUGAGAUGCACUUGUGGUUGUGACUGCACUGCCUCCAAGGACAGGAGAAUGUUUUAG
This is a messenger RNA of Seminavis robusta, 2757 nucleotides long. The record is from the annotation of a GenBank genome assembly. Lineage: Eukaryota; Bacillariophyta; Bacillariophyceae; Naviculales; Naviculaceae.